Xyrauchen texanus (razorback sucker) is the source of this 804-nucleotide messenger RNA. RefSeq names its product vasoactive intestinal polypeptide receptor-like. Gene Ontology annotation, cellular component: membrane. The coding region runs from base 370 to 666 and encodes 98 amino acids. The record is from RefSeq and is a predicted model, not a curated record. The transcript has 3 exons. Gene Ontology annotation, molecular function: G protein-coupled receptor activity. Lineage: Eukaryota; Metazoa; Chordata; Actinopteri; Cypriniformes; Catostomidae.
GAGAGUAGAAGACGUUGGGCGACAGCCUGGCAAGGACACUCCACCUCGUUUGUGUCAUGUGCAUACGUGAUUCAUGCAAACGCUCAAAUGUGAAUGUCCAAAUCGUAGUAGCAAUCAAGAGGCGUUCAUGAAUGAAGUGUAUUUUGAAUUGCGGAGAAAUAUGGACAGCUCGCGCGGCGUUGUGCAGCUUGUGAGGCCACACGCAUCGGAGCGCCCACGCGCCCAGUUAGUUGGCUGACGCUUCGGAUUCUCAGUCAGUUACUUUUCGGUCGUCAACUUGUCCCUGUAAAUCUGUACUUUUGGGAAGCGCUUUGAGACCAAGAAAAAGGAGAAACAGAAACAACUGCUGAAUUUGCUGAUAAGACGUUCAUGAUGGAUAUGCCUAAACGAAUGAUAGUUCUAUGUCUAACCUGUUCGCUCGGACCUAUGCUGUCUGUCCAGAUGUGUGAGGUCAGGUGGGAGCUGGAGGCAGAGAAAAUGGAGUGUUUGUCUAAGCUGGAAAACAUCACAUCAGGUUGCACAGGUGAAUGGGAUCUAGCAUGCUGGCCAUCAGCCAAGAUUGGAGAGGUGGUCACCAUCCCCUGUCCAAAUUACUUUAGCCAUGUUAGUGAUCAGAGAGGUACGAUAAUAUUGUUUCCAAUACAUGUUAAAAUGCAAUAUGUCUGAAACAAACCUUACAGUCUGGCUUCUUGUUUUUUCCUGAUCAGAUAGAAUGGAAUUACAGUGUUGUAUAAAGUGUAUAAAGUAUUUGUUAUACUUGAGUAAAAGUAAAGAUACCUUCAUGGAAAUUGACUCAAGUUAAAG